Messenger RNA from Harmonia axyridis, 2105 nucleotides. RefSeq names its product 60S ribosomal export protein NMD3 (gene Nmd3). Gene Ontology annotation, molecular function: ribosomal large subunit binding. Gene Ontology annotation, cellular component: cytoplasm; nucleus. The record is from RefSeq and is a predicted model, not a curated record. The coding region runs from base 103 to 1629 and encodes 508 amino acids. The transcript has a single exon. Gene Ontology annotation, biological process: ribosomal large subunit export from nucleus. NCBI's taxonomy places the organism in Eukaryota, Metazoa, Arthropoda, Insecta, Coleoptera, Coccinellidae.
GUCAGUUUAUCAUCUUCAUUGAGAUUUGGUGAGGUUAUAUAUCUGAUAAAAAUUGUCAUUUUUUAUUUGGUGAACAUUGUGUGUCUUCUAAUUUAAUACAAAAUGGAUUGUGAUAAUUUCAUGGUGCCUUCGGUACUUCAAAGAGAGCCUAACAAAAUAUUAUGUUGUGAUUGCGGUGUGCAAAUAGAUCCCAAUCCUUCCAAUAUGUGUAUUUCUUGCCUUCGUGCACGUGUUGAUAUAACAGAGGAUAUUCCAAAGCAAGUGGUCAUCUUUUUUUGUAGAGGCUGCGAAAGGUAUCUACAAACUACUACAGCAUGGAUCUCUGCAGCUCAAGAAUCGAGAGAACUUUUAUCUUUGUGUUUGAAAAAACUCAGAGGUUUGGAUAAGGUUAAAUUAGUAGAUGCUUCAUUUCUUUGGACCGAACCACAUUCCAGAAGAAUUAAAAUUAAAUUGACCGUACAUAAAACCUUAGAUUCAGGACUUGUCAUGGAACAGGCCUUUGUUGUAGAAUAUACUGUUAAUCAUAAAAUGUGUGAUGAUUGUCAUCGAGUAGAGGCUAAAAAUUUUUGGAAAGCUCUUGUUCAGGUUAGACAAAGAGCUGAAAACAAAAAAACCAUAUAUUAUCUUGAACAAUUGAUUUUGAAACAUAAAGCUCACUCCAACAUCACUGGAAUGAAAACUCAUAAUGAUGGGUAUGAUUUUUUCUUCUCUACAGAAGCUCAUGCAAGGAAGUUUCUCGAUUUUGUUAAAACUGUACUUCCUGUUAAGUACAGCCACUCCAAAAAAUUGAUUUCCCAUGAUAUUCACAGUAACUUAUACAAUUAUAAGUUCACUUAUUUAAUUGAAAUUGUACCAGUAGCUAGGGAUAACGUUGUUUGUUUGCCGAAGAAAAUGAAAAGUCAAAUGAGUUAUACUUCUCCAGUUUGCUUAGUGUCUAAAGUCUCUAAUUCAAUCCAUUUGAUUGAUCCAAGUUCUUGUAGAAUGGCCACAAUAACUGCUAAUGAAUAUUGGAGGAAUCAAUUUGAAAGUAUCUUUUCUCCAAAGCAACUUAUUAAAUAUUAUGUUUUGAAUAUUGAGCCUGUGAUGGAUAAGGAUCGAUCAUUUUACCCAGAUCCGAAAGCAUUCUCUAAAAAACAUGUCUUAGCCGAUUGUUGGAUUGUUAAAGAGAGUGAAUUGGGUAUAUCUGACAAUUCAAUCCAUGUAAAAACACACUUAGGACAUAUUUUGAAAGUUGGUGAUACUGUGCUUGGAUAUGACCUGGCAAAUAGUAAUGUUAAUAAUCCAAUCUUUCAAAAAAUUGAUAAUAGCGAAGUUCCUGAUGUAAUAUUGGUGAAGAAACACUAUGAUCAUUCCACAAGACGAAGAAACAGAACUUGGAAGCUCCAACACAUGGCUGAUCCUGAUCAGGGUCUCAAUUUGGAAGACGACUAUUAUGAAUUUUUGGACGAUUUGGAUGAAGAUCCUAACUUGAGGAAAAACAUCAAUAUUUUCAAGGACAAAACAAAAACAAUUCCUGUAGAUAAGAAUGAUGUUAUAGAUGAAAGUGCUCCAUACGUGACUUUAGAAGAGAUGUUAGAUGAAAUGACCAUUGAUGACGUUGAAAUGGCUGAUGAUGAAAUGGAAAACUAAAAUUUUGGGUUGAAUUUAAUUGUGUAUAACAGAAGAUAUUAUGUUAUUUAAGGUAGACAUAAAUGUUUUAUUUUUGAUUUUCUUGAAUUACCGUUAUUGAUGUUAUAAUAUGAACAAAAAGUUUAAUCAUGAUAAAAAAUGUAUGUUAAAUCCAUUGAAAAAAGAUAUCAAACAAAAAUUAUUAUAUUUAUCAUUUUCUCAAAGUAUUGCAUAAAAUGUUUAUUUUAUGGGAUUUCAGGUAUUCUAUAAAAAUUUUUUCUUUCAUUAAAGUAAAGAAGUCAAUGUUGCAACAUGGUAAUCCAAUUUUCUUAGUGAUCUACCAAUCAUGCAUUUCCAAUCUGAUAUUUUUUGAUCCAUUGAUUUCUCAUGAUUCGAGUUUUUUUUUCAUUCAUAUUCAGUCUUCUUCAUCAGAUGAUUCACUUUCUGAAGGAGGAAAGUCUGGCAUAUCUUAAAAAAUAAAACAUUAGUAUUUUAAA